CUAAAAAAAGAAGUGAGAGUCGUCAACCAUCAUGUCAUGAAUGGCGAACGGAAAGGUGAUUUUAGUUUGUUGUCUUCUAUUCAGUUGAAUAUCCGCUUUCGAAUAACGAUGUGAUUAGCUUAACACUUCAAGAUGUGGCUUAGUUAAUUCUUGAAAAUUAUCUCGAUAAUUUGAAGCUCUAAAGUACAGUUACAGUGUGUCUACUCGCAGAAAACAUCAUCAUAAUGUCAACUACUUCAAGCGGUGUCAUGAUGCACUCUGCUAACGGGAAGCAACAAAAAGUAGAACAAAAAGUUGGAGGACCCACAAAGAUGCCGAACUCGGCAGGAACAGCUGGUCCAGGCACUGUCGCUGGUAUCGGAGAUAAACAUGAAUCGUGGCAGAUGGAACUUUUAAUGGAGCGGCUACGGAGUAAGGCCAAAUCAUCGCAUUACAAGUCAUUUCCAGAAAUGUCCAAAACGGUUCGAAUGUCUUUGCUGGAGAAACGAUAUGCAUUGGAUGUCGUGGAAAAAUCGAACCUGCAAAAAACAUUGGACAGCAUGCAGUAUUGUAUUAAAGUAACUUCACGUCAAGGAUUAGUUGAACGAUUAGACUGUUUGACAAGGCAACUCGGACUGAAGCUGAGCGAGGAUACGUCAGGUCUUUUUAUUUCUUCCGAUAUGUUCUAUCUGGAAAUCAUUCUUGACCAAAACGGAAAGGUGCAAGAUGUAAAGGUGCAUCAUGAGUGUAAAAUGAAGCAGCAGAGUUGCAGUGAACUCGUUUCUUGUCUACAACGAGGAGAUUUUGUGGAUUUUACUACACAGCUGGAAGGUCUUGCUUCGAUAUACCAAUUGAAUGCUGAAAAGAAGAUCAAACUGAAUGCUUUCGUUGCUCUUCAGGCUUUGGAGACUGAUUUAUAUAAUCUUUACUCACUGUCAACACAGCAUUUCAAUGACAUUCAUUCAUUACUGCUGAAGUCGCCCCUUGGUGUUGUUCAAAAGCGAAGAGGUGGUCAUGCAAUGAAACUAUCUUAUUUCGUGACACCUUACGACCUGCUCGACCUAGAAACAAGAAUGAUGAAACCCCUUAAUGUUGAUCUAAUACUGUCGGAAAAAAUUGGAUGCAGUGUUGCAGUCAAUUUGGAAGCAUCAACUGCUAAUAAGCUGCAGAUUCAACCACUUCUAGUUCAACAAGGAAAUUCUCCAGUUUACAGCCCAAUAGAAAAGCACAACUCCACUUCGUUACCGGCCACGUUUGUUUUAAAACUCAACAAACCGAUGGCCCUGAAUGUUAAGAUGUUCAAGCAAAUUAAAAUCAUAACGGGCGAGAGCUCAAGUGGAUUUAUUGAUUUAGAAAAUUCAUCAAGUCUAAUACGAUUGAUUGUUGAAUAUGCAUCAACCGGUGCAGCUAAUAACAUCGCUAAGGGACUUUUCGUUACACUGCCUGACCAACACCAUUGUUACUACAUGAAUGAAAACAAAAAUCUCGAAGGUAUCGUUGUAAGCAGCAUUCCAUUCACCGAGCCACAGCACGUUUCUAAAAUAUUAGUGUUUUUGCGACAACAAGCAUUGUUCAACCAGCUGCUUUCCAGUUGCAUUCGAAAUAAUAGCUCAACCAACACUCGAACAACUGACCAUGACCAGCUGUUAGUGUUUGAAGUCACGGCAUUAUCCUGUCAGUACAUCACGAUAUCACUUGAGCAUCCUUUCGACGAAUCUUUGGCCAUGGUAGAGUUUGACCUGAGAAAUUCAAUGGCAAUACAAGUACGUGUGUUCUGCAACGGUUAUGAAAGUGAUGAGCGCAUCUCGAAACAUGUAUCAAUUGUCGUGCAACGUACGAUGUCAAUUCCGGUUACACUGAGAGCAUUGAUCAAGAUUUGGGAAGAGGACUUUGAAGCCAAAUUCAAAGGCAAGCUUAGUUCGAAUGCUGGAGGAAAUGGAUGCAUCGAUGAAGUAAAUUUUAGUUUGCCUAUGGGCCCAGAUGAUGGUGGUGGGAGUGGGCCAGGUGGAGGAGGCGGUGGCAAUGGUCUUGGAAUGAAUGGUCAACACACUACCGGCAUGAACGGAAGUGGAUCCAGCCAUCAAGAGUUUGUAGAUGCUAAGAAGAUCAAGUAUGAAACCCAAGAUCUAUCCAAAAAACGACGUGUUGGAGAGGAUUUUCGAAACAGCCCAAAGAGUAAUAAUAUGGAAAAAUCGCUCAAGAGCGAAGUGAAUGUAGCAGAUGAUGAUGAUUGUGACGAGUCGAACAACAGUGACUCGAAUAACUCUUUGGGUGGAAAUCAAACAACAACAACAACACAACAUGUAUCAUCAUCGUCAGCAUCAAUAUCGUCAUCGGGAAAACAUACUCCCACAUCACCGUUUGCAUUGGGUAUUGGAGAAGACGGAUUUCGAAACAAGUAUACAGGAAAAAUGAACAGUCUUAACUCAAGUCCCGAUACGAUUCGCAAAAAUUCCGAGGCAACUGAUUGUUUAGAACCCACUAAACCAAUCAAUCAGACGUCGGCUUCAAACCCAGAAGACAGUAAUUUGACUGUGAGUAUUACGACGAUAGAAGUGGGAAAGCAGAACAUGUCUUCGAGCUCCGUUCUCAGCAACAUAAAUUUAGAUAAACGACCUGGUAUAGAAAUUAUACCAUUAUCGACUUCAGCCACCAGUAUACCAUCUUCAAUCACUAUAACACCUAUUCCAGUAGAAAACUGUGCGGGGCCUUCUAAAAGUAGCAGUAGUGAUAAAAAGCUUAGUGGAAGCAGCAGCUCUAGUAGCAGUUCAAACCGCAAGAAUAGCGAUAGCAAAACUGAAUCGGAUAGAGCCAAGCUCGAAAAGAAGAAAAAACGAAAGCAUGAAGAGCAUCAAUCUCAACUGCAAAUGGGGCCGCCGCAUAAAAUUCUAUCCAAAAAUGUGUCUACCGAUGGGCCAACAUCGCCAUCUGGAGGAAGCCGAAAAAUUUCAAUCUCUCCAGUACCACCAAAAACUGGUAGCUCAUCAAGUCCGAGGCAUUCACCAGUACAUCACAGCAGCCCCAAACAUCAGGGAAGCUAUGGAACUUCGUCGCCAAAACAUAUUUCCGGUGGUAGUUCUGGUGGUGGAAAGCCAAGCAUGUCGGCUCUAAAAUCUGCUGCUAGUGGUGGAUCUCCAAAUUCUAAAUCAUCCUCAGGAAGUAGUACAGGCAAAGAUGAAGGUUCUGGAGUAUUUUCCACGGGAAACACGAACAAAAGCAGCAGUAGCAGUGGUUCCUCUUCAUCUAGGGAUCGAGAUCGUGACCGCGAACGAAGUGAUAAAAAAUCCGUUUCUAAUCCAAAACUUAAAACACCAGCGGUUAAAUUGAAACAGUUAGACUUGGCAACUUGCGGGGCUUCACUAAGUGCUGGCGUGCAACUUGAGCUCAUAAAUAGUAACAGUAGCGGAGGAAGCAGUACUGGAAGCAGCAGCAUAGAUUAUACUGACAACAGUUUAUUUGCGUCAUCAGACAUGUCCAAAAAUUCAUCAGUGGCAGCUGCUUCAACGGCCGGCAUGCUCCUGUUACAGCAGGCAAUGAAGAACCGAAAAAGCUCUCUCAGCGCUGUGAUUGAUAAGCUCAAAUCAGCACAAAGUGGCGAUGAAAGCUCAUUGAUGUUAUUGCCCGAACUAGCUCAGCAAGCAGGUUUCACGUUAAAGGAAUCAUCUGGCUCAAACAAAGUUGCCUCAUCAUCAAGCGCCAGCCCAACAACUAUGGUUUCAAACAUCCAUGGCCAUACUUCCUCAUCAGCGUCAGCAACAGGAGCAUCCUCAUUAACUAACACAGUUGCUGCAUUGGGUACUCAGUUGUCUUCAACGACCUCUCCUGUCCAUGGAAAAAGCUCCGAAUAUUUGGUAAAGCCAAGUUCAGAUGGAAUGAAGUUAACAAUCCAAAACAAAAAAGGAUCAAAAAGCAGUCUUUCUUCAUCAUCUACAAACUCAAAAAGUAGCUCAAAGUCUGGUCUAAAGCCAGGAGUAUCCAGUGGACCAGGCUCCAAAAAAUUACAGAGCUCUCAAAGUUUCAGUGGAAGUUUUUCCUCUGUUUCAAGCAGUAGCAGCAAAUCAGGAUCAUCCACAAAAUCAUCAUUUCAAAAGUCAAACUCCUCCAGUUCACUGUCAAAUUCGAGUGGAUCGCUAAAAUCAUCAUCGAAGUCUGGGUCAGGUUCUUCUUCGAGUGGUAGUAGCAGCAAGGAUAAAGCAAGAAAUAGUUCCAAAUCUUCUUCUUUGAUUUCAUCUAAUGCUAUGACCCUCGCAUCGCAAGCAGCUGCCAAUGCAGCUGUUAAUGCAAAUGCAUUGAACGUUAUGAAAAUGCUCGGUAUAACUUCGUCCAUUCAAAAUAUGGAGGGGUUCGUGAAAACUUUGGAUACCAAAUUUCAAAUUCCCAAACUAUCGGCAAGGUCAGCAUCGAGCGGAAAUGACUUGGAUAAAAUUAAAGAAUUGAGAGCAGUAUCUGCUCCAACUACUCCACUGCAGAAUAUGAGUCAGUCACCAACUGGAAUCAACGACUUUUCAUUGCCUUUCAAUAAACUACCAGGAGAUGUUUCUCCAUUACAUUCUGCAAUGCUUCCAAAUGUCAUGCAAAAAAUGUUUGCCGGACACGACAAUGCGAUGUUACUUCGAAGAUCACCAAAUUUAGAUCACCAAGCUAGCAACGAUGGAUUCCCAUCCCAACACGGUAAAGGAUCGACGCCACCUACUCCAACAAUAUCUAUUCCACCACCUUUUCCGUCACCGGUGGGACUUCAGAGUCAUGCAAUGGAUUUUUCCAACAGCAGCGAUUCUAUAGACAAUAGUAAUCUUAUGCUUCCACCAACAAGACCAAGCAGCACCAUGUCGAACCAUAGCUCAUCUGACAAACUCAUCGAUGCUACCGGAGGUAACAACUCCAUGGACAGCUUUUCGAGCUCACCUUCAGCACAAGCUAUAGCAGCCGCCGCUGCUCAAUUCAUCAACAAGCUUGAUAAUACUCAACAACUUGUGGCGGCAUUGAAAAAUCAUCAUUUAAACGCAUUGAGCAAUGCUGCUGCAGCCGCCGCAUGUAGUUCUUCGGGAUCUGGAUCUGUUACCUCUCCAACAUCGGUAUCUGUGCACAUCAUGAAAUCUCCUGCUCCGAGCCCACUAGGAAUGCCUGGAAAUAGCGUUGACGAUGAUCUAAUGGACGAUACGCUAGUUCAAAUUGGAGGAAAAUGACAAUAUAGCUUCUCUGUCUACGUUUAUGUUUGUAAAUAUAGGUAUCAAUCGGUUUGGCUUAGUUCUAAUUUUUAAUAGUUAAUAUACAUAAUUUUAAUACAGGCCAUUUUGAAUAAUGUAUAUCCUGGCUGCAAACAGCAAAUUCAAAGUUUUGCAUAAUUUUGACAUACCAUGUCAGAAAAAAUAAAGUGAUUUAUACUUCA
Messenger RNA from Culex pipiens pallens (northern house mosquito), 5368 nucleotides. RefSeq names its product mediator of RNA polymerase II transcription subunit 1 (gene MED1). Lineage: Eukaryota; Metazoa; Arthropoda; Insecta; Diptera; Culicidae. The record is from RefSeq and is a predicted model, not a curated record. Gene Ontology annotation, molecular function: transcription coregulator activity. The transcript has 6 exons. Gene Ontology annotation, cellular component: mediator complex. The coding region runs from base 225 to 5165 and encodes 1646 amino acids. Gene Ontology annotation, biological process: regulation of transcription by RNA polymerase II.